Molecule: messenger RNA, 2658 nt
Organism: Pelmatolapia mariae (spotted tilapia)
Lineage: Eukaryota; Metazoa; Chordata; Actinopteri; Cichliformes; Cichlidae
Gene: lysmd2
Product: LysM, putative peptidoglycan-binding, domain containing 2
Exons: 3
Coding region: 208-861 (217 amino acids)
Source: RefSeq, a predicted model, not a curated record
ACGUCAAUGUAGCGGAUCAAUGACAAAAGAGGGCUGUGUGGUAGUGCCCCCCUAAACAUGUCUGUUUUCCCCGGGGUUGCAUGCUCCGUAUGACCCGGGAUGGGACUCUCUCCGCCGCCUAAAUCAGCGAUUUAGUUCACUGAAGCGACGGAGCUGGAGCGUUAAAACAAACAGAGGCUAACGGGCUGUUUAUUUAUUCAAGAGAAGAUGGCGGAGUUCUCGCCCGUCCUGCCGAUGCGGGAUGGAGGAGGACGAUUUGCCCAGCCCAUCUUCCCUCGGUCCAGGUCCGGUUCCGAGUCAGAGAGUGAACUGUCCCAGAGUCUGGCCCGGACCAAGAUCCGCUCGUACGGCAGCACAGCCAGCGUCACGGCCUCCCUGGGGGAGAAAUACAUAGAGCAUCGGGUUACAGACAGCGAUACUCUGCAAGGGAUUGCUCUCAAAUACGGUGUCACGAUGGAGCAGAUCAAGAGAGCCAAUAAGCUGUUCAGCAAUGACUGCAUCUUCCUGAGGAACAGCCUCAACAUCCCCGUGGUGUCAGAGAAGCGCUCCAUAUUUAAUGGACUGUCUCUCGAGUCUCCUGAUGGGGAUGGUGACACGGCUUGCCAGGAGGCAGACGCACCUUGUAUUAUCACGCAGGAUAUCGAGGGACCCUCGCCGCCCCCUUCCCCGCCCCGUGAGCACUCCAAACCUGCCCAGCCUCAGCCUCAGCCAGAGGAGCUGUCAGCCAAAGACUUCUUACACAGACUGGACUUGCAAAUUAAACAGUCAAAGCAGGCUGCGCGCAGACUGAAAGAAGAAGAAGAAGUGAGGAGCAGCGAGGAGAAUUACGCGGCCCCCACAACAUCAUACCAGGAGAUCUAAAGAGCAACUUGUUUACCCAAAGUCUCGGACACGCUUGCCCAUGGACACAAACACUACCGCAGCCUCAUCGCUUUUUUCUUUUUACCUUUUCAUGUUUACUGAACUGCGUUUAGCAAGUGUCAUUUCUGCCUUUUUAUUUAUUGAAAUGCAGUUCUUAUGAUGUACAUUACAAGCCCAUUUCCAAGAGAGCUGCUGUGCUGUGUGAAAUGUAAAUAUUAACUGUUUAAUUGAAAACAUGUCGUAGAAGCUCAGUGCGAUUCAUGCCAAGAACUGAUUCAUGGUGAAACUGCUAACUGCUGUUCAUCCAUCCUUUUUCUUUCACUUACCCAGUAAAGAGUCACAAGGGGGUGGAGCCUGUCCUGGUGGUCAUAGGUCAAAAGGCAACACACAUCCUGGAUAUGUUGCCACUUUAUCACAGGGCAACCGUUCCCACUCCCACCUAUAGUUAAUUUAGACUUGCCACUAUCAGAAGCGAAGAUGUGGAUGUGUUGCUCAUAUCUACGGAAGCUCGUUUCUGCCAGAGGAAAAAGUUUUUCAAUCCACAAGUCAUCAUUUCAAAGUCAUUUCAAAAUUUCAAGGUAGGCAUCUGAGAAACUGUGACAGAAACAAGCUUCCUAUAGAUCUGCCGCUACACAGGGAAGGUCCAAGCAAGACAAGGCCAGACCACUUUUUUGCACAUAUUCCAGCAGCGUGGCUCUGGAGAGUCUGGGUGCUAAACACCCACUGAAAGCUCGUGACACAUUACAAAAACCAAAUCUCACAACAGACGCUCCAGACUGUUCCGUUAAGAAAAGGAGGUGAUAUAACACAGUAGUGAGAGACGUGCGCCUGACUCAGCACUUUGGCAUCCAAUUCAUAAACGAUAAUUUAUUCUUGUUAAAACAAUAAUGUUUUCAAAUUCGUCAUGCUGUGUUCAUGAUACGUCUAGAUAAAUCUAGGGUUUAAAUAUGUGUAUUUUUUUAAAUUUCCAUUUUACAUGGCACAUCUCCUUCUUCUGGAAGUAGGUUUGAGGGUAUUUUUUUUGUAGUUUCACCAAGUAGCUCACAUCUCAUCUGGAGGAGCAUCUGAGCACACGUGCCCGUCCACAUAUGAUAUGCUUGCAAAGCUGCUGUACAGAACCUACCUGCUGCAUAUGUUCAGAUACAAUCUCACAAACACACACAGGGCGCUAAGCAAUGCCAGAAGGAUUAGCCUGUUAACUUGCUAACCGCUUCUGAUGUUCUAAAUCUCCUCCUAGAAUAGGAUCGUCGGAAAGUAUAUUCAGGCCUUCCUCAUCAGUGUUUACUCGGUACGAGCUCACCCCACACGGAGGCGGCGGAUGGACUCAAGCCUUUGAACGCAGUUCCAUUUGCCCUGUUUGAGAACAAAUGGGACUGCUCUUAUUAUUAUUUUGUUUUGUGAGUGUGAUUGCAUUAUUUAUGUGUGGAGAACUGUCUGUAUCAACUGUUUUAUUGUGCUUUUAAGUUCUAUUGGGUUUUAUUUGGACAGAAUAAAUGCAUAUUUAAGCAAAUAUUAAGAUCAAGAGGGUUUUUUUUCCUUCCAGUGCUGCUUCUUCAUCACAGUCGAGCACAGUCGAGUAAAGAAAAGGCAAUGUUUUAAUUGCUUUUACAACUUUAGGAAAAAAUCACAAAUAUUUACAUUUAAAAAUACUUCAUCUGUUUUUCCUCUACAGAGAUAGAAAUGUUGAACUCAAAAGACAUGCAGAGAGAACUGAUUGAGUCAGACACCGCCCCCUAUUGGGCUCUGGAGGGAUUACAACAGAACAGGCGUACAUAGGGCACUGACAUACACAACAAA